AUGGAUUUUCAAAAUCGAGCGGGCUCCAAAUUCGGAGGAGGAGGCGUGGCCUCUCACUCUGCGACCAAUGCCGACCGACGAGAACGUCUUCGAAAACUAGCCUUGGAACGCAUCGACCUCGACAAAGACCCAUACUUCUUCAAGAAUCAUGUCGGCAGCUUCGAAUGCCGACUCUGCCUCACGGUGCAUCAAAACGAUGGCUCGUACCUCGCCCACACCCAAGGCCGCAAGCACCAGACCAACCUCGCACGACGCGCCGCGCGCGAGCAGAAAGAGGGCAAGACCCAAGUCGCGGAUGGCAGCUUACUGCCCGCAGGCAUGGGCGGCGUGCAGGUCAAGCGCAAUACGGUAAAAAUCGGACGGCCGGGCUACAAGAUUACCAAGAUCCGCGACCCGCUGACACGUCAGCACGGGCUUCUCUUCCAGCUGCAGUACCAAGAGAUUACGCCGGGCGUCUUGCCGCGCGUGCGGUUCAUGUCUGCGUUUGAGCAGAAGGUAGACGAUCCGCCUGAUAAGAAUUUCCAGUAUUUGUUGGUCGCCGCGGAGCCGUAUCAGACGUGUGCGUUCAAGCUGCAAGCGCGCGAGGUUGAUCGGAGAGAGGGCAAAUUUUGGACGUGGUUUGAUGAGGAUAGCAAGGAGUUUUGGGUACAAAUAUUGUUCAAGACGGAGCGAGAGGAGAGGUACUCUGGCGUGCCUGGUUUAGCACCUAAUUUGCCCCGGCGGUGA
Ophidiomyces ophidiicola is the source of this 726-nucleotide messenger RNA. RefSeq names its product CWF complex protein sap62 (gene sap62). Gene Ontology annotation, molecular function: zinc ion binding; nucleic acid binding. NCBI's taxonomy places the organism in Eukaryota, Fungi, Ascomycota, Eurotiomycetes, Onygenales, Onygenaceae. The coding region runs from base 1 to 726 and encodes 241 amino acids. The record is from RefSeq and is a predicted model, not a curated record. Gene Ontology annotation, biological process: spliceosomal complex assembly. The transcript is spliced from 2 exons. Gene Ontology annotation, cellular component: catalytic step 2 spliceosome; U2-type prespliceosome; U2 snRNP.